AGUCUCGGUUAUUGCGCCAGUUUUGUAAAGAAAUCACGCGAAAUAGGUUAUGACGCGACAUAACCUACAAGUACACAAUAUCUGCGAAAUAUGCGUUGCCUGACGAAUCUAGGGCUUUAAAAAUAAUUCAAUACGAUCUUGAUGAGUAUAUGUCAAUUCAAGUAUCCUGUUUACGUAGAUUCGUCGUGUAAUCGUUGACACGACGUCUUCUUCUUCCUCUUCUACCUUUUCUUCCUCACCAUGAAAUUCGCGGAACAUUUAAGCGCUCACAUCACACCAGAAUGGAGAAAACAGUAUAUCAACUAUGAGGAAAUGAAGGCUCUGCUAUAUGCUGCAGUAGAGCAGGCUCCAUCCGCAGAUGUAAGCGAACCAUAUGUUUUAGAUAGCUUCUACAGCAAGUUUGAUGAGAAGUUUUUCCAUUAUUGUGAUAAGGAACUGACAAAAAUAAAUACCUUCUAUUCUGAAAAAUUAGCAGAAGCUACACGUAGAUUUGCCACACUUAACAACGAACUAAGUGAGAUUUUAUCAGUUUCUGAGGAUGCCCAAAGUCGUAAGGCACGCUAUCGCAGUCACAUCCUUCACAAAAAGCCAGUAUCGGCACGCAAACUUCAAGAGUUAAAAUUAGCCUUUUCUGAAUUCUAUCUUUUUCUUAUUCUACUUCAAAAUUACCAAGACUUGAAUUUUACUGGAUUCCGAAAAAUUUUGAAGAAACAUGACAAACUUUUGAAUGUAGACUUUGGUAGCAAAUGGCGUGCAGAACAUGUUGAUACGGCGAUUUUCCAUACACGGAAGGAUAUAGAUAGAUUGAUUGCAGAGACCGAGGCUGUAGUCACUCGAGAUCUGGAACAUGGCGAUCGUCAAAGAGCCAUGAAACGGCUCAGAGUACCUCCACUCGGAGAACAGCUCUCUCCUUGGAUUACAUUUAAAGUCGGUCUUUUUUCCGGUGCUUUUGUCAUACUUUUUAUUGCUGUGAUAUUAUCCGCUAUGCGAUAUAAAAAGAAGGAAAACUGGAAGGUAUUAUGUCGAAUUUAUCGUGGGCCACUUCUUAUGAUAGAAUUCCUUUUUUUGAUGGGAAUCAAUGUUUAUGGCUGGAGAUCUUCUGGCGUAAACCAUGUGCUGAUAUUCGAACUUGAUCCACGCAAUCAUUUGUCAGAACAGCAUAUCAUUGAAAUGGCAACCAUACUCGGUCUAGUUUGGUCCAUGUCUAUUUUGGGUUUUCUAUAUAGCGAUACGUUGGGUAUACCACCGUUUGUUCAACCAUUGCUGUUUUAUGUACUAUUGGCACUAUUUUUAUUCAAUCCUACCAAGACUUUACGAUACGAGGCAAGAUUUUGGACGCUGCGCGUUCUAGGUCGUGUCUUUUGCGCACCAUUCUUUUAUGUGGGAUUCGCGGAUUUUUGGCUCGCUGAUCAACUCAAUUCUCUUCAUACGGUCUUUCUAGAUUUUCAAUAUUUUGUCUGUUUCUAUAUUCAGAAUUCUUCUUGGACCGACGUUACAGAUACAGACACCUGUAUAGUGCGUGAACUAUCGAUGAGACCGUUUGUGGUGUGUUUACCGGCGUGGUUUCGAUUUGCACAAUGUCUCAGACGUUAUCGAGAUACGAAAGAGAUCUUUCCACAUCUCUUAAAUGCGGUCAAGUAUGCAACAAGCUUCUUUGUGGUUAUUUUCGCUUAUUUGCAUUUAACAAAUAAGAAAUAUUACGCACUGUCUACUGAGAAUCCCUACUUUUACUUAUGGCUGACAGUCAGUGUAGUGAGUUCCUGUUUUACGUAUACUUGGGAUGUAAAAUUGGAUUGGGGUCUUUUCGAUAGCAAUGCUGGAGAAAAUAAGUUUCUCAGAGAAGAGAUAGUUUAUUCAUCACCUUAUUAUUACUACUUUGCAAUGGUUGAAGAUUUUAUCUUGCGAUUUGGAUGGGCAUUUUCUUUGUCUCUAACAGAAAUGGGUUAUAUUCACGCGGAUCUUAUGGUUUCUAUAGUUGCCCCGUUAGAAGUUUUCAGACGUUUCGUGUGGAACUUCUUCCGCUUAGAAAACGAGCAUUUGAACAAUUGUGGCAAGUUUAGAGCAGUACGGGAUAUCUCGGUUGCACCAGUGGACUGCUCGGACCAAACACAAAUAUUACGAAUGAUGGAUGCUUCCGACGGCGUAAUAAAUCGCAGGCGAAAGCAAAAUAUAGAGGAAAAACGCAAGCCGAUUCGAUUGCUCGUAACGGACGAGUCUCUGUUGGACAAUAAUUAAGGCGGUGUGAUUAUCGAUUUGGCAUAGUUAAAUUUAUAACUAAAUUGAUUUUUUUGUACCGCCUUAUUAUUUUGUUUACAAUUAUGAUGAAUAAUCAAAUUGAUAAAAGCAGAGAAUAUAAAAAUAUGAGAAUUUUGGCAUUCUUUGGAUAUAAGAUGUCGAAUCAUCAUUUAUGUGAUAUGUUAAUUAGAUGUUAGUUCAUCGAUGUGAUUAAAGAUUACGACUAUCUGUAAAUAAAUAGUGAAUUGAUAUAAUUUAAAAACACAAUCAAAGGAAUCAAAAGGAUGAGACCUUAUCAAAAACAUUAAGGACUGAUGUGAUGAUUUUUAUUUCGAUUAUCUGUAUCUCGAUUAAAUAAAUAAUUGUUACGAAAUGAAACGUUGUGUUUUAAGAACGACAUAGGCACGUAUCAUUUCCUUAUUACAUUUAAAUCCAAAAUAUAAAUUUAAAAAAUGCCUCGUCCUUAUCAUUAAUAUUUGACAAUAUUUUUUACUUUCAAUAGUUCUGGAGCAUAACAGGUCCAUCAGCAUCAUUGAAAUAUACAGUUAACAAACUUUGCGUUACCAAGUAUAUGAACUCAGAGAAACGUUUCUAUUCUACCGAUAUUCAAUGGAUGAAUUAAAGGGUGAACGUCCGGGCAAAAUGAAUCGGAACCACAGCAAUCUUGUAAACGGAACAAAUCCUCACAUGUGCG
Molecule: messenger RNA, 2929 nt
Organism: Atta colombica
Lineage: Eukaryota; Metazoa; Arthropoda; Insecta; Hymenoptera; Formicidae
Product: xenotropic and polytropic retrovirus receptor 1
Exons: 11
Coding region: 241-2235 (664 amino acids)
Biological process (GO): cellular response to phosphate starvation; phosphate ion transport
Cellular component (GO): Golgi apparatus; plasma membrane; cytoplasm
Molecular function (GO): inositol hexakisphosphate binding
Source: RefSeq, a predicted model, not a curated record